AUGCUCAGCCAGUUGUCCGAGGCCGGACGCCAACUCUCCUACCAGUACUGGCCAGCUGAGCAUUCGGAACGGUAUCAGAACUUCCUGGUGGAGCCAAUGGUGGAGUACAACAUGCCUAGUUUCGUUCUGCGUGAAUUCCGCAUGACUGACAGCCGUGACGGUCAGUCGCGCACCCUGCGACAGUUCCAGUUUUCUGACUGGCGCGAGACCAGUUCCCCCUCGAGGACAGCUGAAGCCCUCAUCGAGCUCAUAGCCCAGGUUCACAAAACGCAGGCCCAGUUCGGACAAGACGGACCUAUCACUGUUCACUGCAGGUGA
Molecule: messenger RNA, 318 nt
Organism: Dibothriocephalus latus
Lineage: Eukaryota; Metazoa; Platyhelminthes; Cestoda; Diphyllobothriidea; Diphyllobothriidae
Source: the annotation of a GenBank genome assembly